Molecule: messenger RNA, 3513 nt
Organism: Zalophus californianus (California sea lion)
Lineage: Eukaryota; Metazoa; Chordata; Mammalia; Carnivora; Otariidae
Gene: CHPF2
Product: chondroitin polymerizing factor 2
Exons: 5
Coding region: 1064-3400 (778 amino acids)
Cellular component (GO): Golgi cisterna membrane
Molecular function (GO): glucuronosyl-N-acetylgalactosaminyl-proteoglycan 4-beta-N-acetylgalactosaminyltransferase activity
Source: RefSeq, a predicted model, not a curated record
GCGAGCGGAAGAGGAAGGCGCGGGCCGGGCUGUGAGGUGGCAGCGGCUGCAGCGGCGGAGCUGGCGCCUCGGCCGGGCACUGGGGACUGGAAUUGGUCUUUGAUCGCUGAGAGGGAGAGCAGCGGCGCUCGCCCUGGCAGCGGUCACGUCCGAAGCCAGCCAAGCCUCCGUUUGCUUUCACAGGACCCCGGUGUCGUCUUUAGCUGCUUCUCGUCCUCCCACUUUGGUUUGGCUUGGGUACCUGGGGCCCCGGUAAAACCAGACGCUGCAUUGCUCUUACACAGCCAGAGUUACUGUCAUUUGCUUCCUGUCUCCUCUCAGAAGAAGGUGGACGGCACCAGCCUCUCAGCAGCUGGGAUUCAGAGAAGAAUUGCCCUGCAGCAUGGUUCCAUCAGCCAUUGUCCUCCUCUGAGAGGCUCUCAGUGCUGCGUCACCGUCUGUGUCCACCUCAUGUGGGUGGGCAGAACUGUGCACCAUGGCAGAGGCUCCUGACCACUCUCGACUGGGAGGAGGGGUUACUCUAGUAGCUGUGUGUUUCCUUAACACUCAGCAGUAGAGUAGAAAGGCCCUUAACCCAUCCCCCGUGCUGGCCUUCAAUAGCUAGUCGGCAGCCCCUUCAGUGAAUUGAGUGAGAAACGUGCCCUCUGCCAGGUGCUCUUUGAAAAAGGCCUACUGACGAAGGCUCUUGUCGUUGAGGCUGUUAUUUUGAUGGGAGUAUGUGCUUUUCCCCAAAGGUGUGUGUAGUCCUUCAUUUUGGGUUAGAUUUGGCAGGAUUAAGUUUUGUUCCCUCCUCUUUCUGGAAGACAGACCAUAAUCCCAUUAAUGGGUGAAAUUGACUCUAAUAUGUGUUGCCAUUUAGACUGAGGGUUGAAUCUGGCACCUCGAGGACUGAAGCCCAGCCAUACGCUUCCUGGGGAUGCUGGGCCUGGAAGCAAACACACCUUGCUCUUUCAUUGACUUCACUGACCCUAGGUUUCCUGGUUAAAACCGUAGGCCUGCUGUUGGCCUAAAGCCCAUUAAUCUAUUGAUUGAUCCUUGAGGCCGUGCCCUCUGGGGCAUACAUAUGGCAGGGCCUACCACCAUGCGACUGAGCUCCCUGUUGGCUCUGCUGCGACCAGCACUGCCCCUCAUCCUAGGGCUGUCUCUGGGAUGCAGCCUGAGCCUCUUGCGGGUCUCCUGGAUCCAGGGUGAGGGAGAAGAUCCAUGUGUAGAAGCUGUGGGGGAACCAGGAGUGCCACAUAAUCCAGACUCAAGAACUGGACUGGACCAAAGUGAUGAAGACUUCAAACCCCGGAUUGUCCCUUACUACAGGGAUCCCAACAAGCCCUAUAAGAAGGUGCUCAGGACUCGGUAUAUCCAGACAGAGCUGGGCUCUCGGGAGCGGUUGCUGGUGGCUGUCCUGACCUCCAGGGCUACCCUGCCCACUCUGGCUGUGGCUGUCAACCGCACGGUGGCCCACCACUUCCCUCGAUUACUGUACUUCACUGGGCAGCGAGGGGCGCGGACUCCUGCAGGAAUGCAGGUGGUAUCUCACGGGGAUGAACGGCCAGCCUGGCUCAUGUCAGAGACCCUGCGCCAUCUCCACACACACUUUGGGGGCGACUACGACUGGUUCUUCAUCAUGCAGGAUGACACGUAUGUACAGGCCCCCCGCCUGGCAGCCCUUGCUGGCCACCUCAGCAUCAACCAAGACCUGUACUUGGGCCGAGCCGAGGAGUUUAUUGGCGCAGGCGAGCAGGCCCGGUACUGCCACGGGGGCUUUGGCUACCUGUUGUCACGGAGUCUCCUGCUUCGACUGCGGCCCCAUCUGGACGGCUGCCGAGGAGACAUUCUCAGUGCCCGUCCUGAUGAGUGGCUUGGCCGCUGCCUCAUCGACUCUCUGGGCAUCGGCUGUGUCUCACAGCACCAGGGGCAGCAGUAUCGUUCAUUUGAACUGGCCAAAAAUAGGGACCCGGAGAAGGAGGGGAGCUCGGCUUUCCUGAGUGCCUUCGCAGUGCAUCCCGUCUCCGAGGGAACCCUCAUGUACAGGCUCCAUAAGCGCUUCAGUGCUCUGGAGCUGGAGCGGGCGUACAGCGAGAUAGAACAACUGCAGGCUCAGAUCCAGAACCUGACCGUGCUGACCCCCGAGGGCGAGGCAGGGCUGAGCUGGCCCAUCGGGCUCCCGGCCCCUUUCACGCCACACUCUCGAUUUGAGGUGCUGGGCUGGGACUACUUCACAGAGCAGCAUACCUUCUCCUGUGCAGACGGGUCCCCCAAGUGCCCACUGCAGGGGGCCAGCAGGGCCGAUGUGGGUGACGCAGUGGAGACUGCUUUGGAGCAGCUAAAUCGGCGCUACCAGCCCCGCCUGCGCUUUCAGAAGCAGCGGCUGCUCAACGGCUAUCGGCGCUUCGACCCGGCGCGGGGCAUGGAGUACACCCUGGACCUCCUGCUGGAAGCCGUGACGCAGCGCGGGCACCGGCGGGCCCUGGCACGAAGGGUCAGCCUGCUGCGGCCGCUGAGCCGGGUGGAGAUCCUGCCCAUGCCCUAUGUCACAGAGGCCACCCGUGUGCAGCUCGUGCUGCCGCUCCUGGCGGCCGAAGCUGCCGCAGCCCUGGCUUUCCUGGAGGCCUUUGCGGCCGGUGUCCUGGAGCCACGAGAGCACGCGCUGCUCACCCUGCUGCUGGUCUACGGACCCCGGGAAGGUGGCCGAGGGGCCCCAGAGCCAUUCCUUGGGGUGAAGGCGGCAGCGGCCGAGUUAGAGCAACGGUACCCGGGGACCAGGCUGGCCUGGCUCGCGGUGCGCGCAGAGGCCCCUUCGCAGGUGCGGCUCAUGGACGUGGUCUCUAAGAAGCACCCCGUGGACACACUCUUCUUCCUCACCACCGUGUGGACCAGGCCCGGGCCCGAAGUCCUCAACCGCUGCCGAAUGAACGCCAUCUCUGGCUGGCAGGCCUUCUUCCCAGUGCAUUUCCAGGAGUUCAACCCUGCCCUGGCACCACAGAGAUCUCCCCCAGGGCCCCCGGGAGCCGGCCCUGACCCCCCGUCCCCUCCCGGGGCCGACGCUGCCCGGGGGGCUCCCGUAGGAGGCAGGUUUGACCGACAGGCUUCCGCGGAGGGCUGCUUCUACAACGCCGACUACCUGGCGGCCCGAGCCCGGCUGGCUGGUGAACUGGCAGGCCAGGAAGAGGAGGAAGCCCUGGAGGGGCUGGAGGUGAUGGAUGUUUUCCUCCGGUUCUCAGGGCUCCACCUCUUCCGGGCCGUGGAGCCAGGGCUGGUGCAGAAGUUCUCCCUGCGGGACUGUAGCCCACGGCUCAGCGAGGAGCUCUACCACCGCUGCCGCCUCAGCAACCUGGAGGGGCUGGGGGGCCGGGCCCAGCUCGCAGUGGCGCUGUUUGAGCCGGAGCAGGCCAACAGCACCUAGCAUGGCCCGGGGCCCUGCCCCUCCGUGCAGUUCCCCUUUCGGCCGCAAGCCCCGGGAAGGGCAAGGCAAAACGGAUGGACAGAUGGAGAGCUUGUGGCUGUAUUUUUUUAAUA